AUGUGCAGGAGGACCCCGGGCAAUAGCAGAAAAGGCCUGAUCCCGAAAAUUGGGUUUUUGUCCGGACGCCUCUGCACCAAAUUUGUCCGGACUGGACCUGGCCUACCACACCCCAAUCUCAAAAAUUUGUCCGGACGGCCAGAUCAGGGUAAAUUUUUCUCUACAAAUGUCCCACAAUUAUGCUCAAAUACCGGCUGGGAUGCUUUUUUUUUUGACAUCUCGUCGAUUUUGUCCGGACUCUGGCUCUGGGCAGUUUCGAAUUUUGUCACUUUUUGUCCGGAUUGGCCCCCAGCUGUAGGGCCUAAAAUCCACAUUUUUUGUCCGGAUCGGGACCAGGGCUUUCCUGCUAUUGCCCGGGGUCCUUGUGCAGGCCCGGCUUGGCCUGAAAGCCACGGCUAUGGCCCGGCUUUGCACGGCUCAGGCUCAUCCAAUUUCAAGCCUGAGCUUUUUGCAAGGCUUUAG
Messenger RNA from Laccaria bicolor S238N-H82, 462 nucleotides. RefSeq lists its product as uncharacterized. The transcript has a single exon. The coding region runs from base 1 to 462 and encodes 153 amino acids. The record is from RefSeq and is a predicted model, not a curated record. NCBI's taxonomy places the organism in Eukaryota, Fungi, Basidiomycota, Agaricomycetes, Agaricales, Hydnangiaceae.